Molecule: messenger RNA, 4080 nt
Organism: Exophiala bonariae
Lineage: Eukaryota; Fungi; Ascomycota; Eurotiomycetes; Chaetothyriales; Herpotrichiellaceae
Exons: 2
Coding region: 1-4080 (1359 amino acids)
Biological process (GO): vacuolar acidification
Cellular component (GO): RAVE complex
Molecular function (GO): protein binding
Source: RefSeq, a predicted model, not a curated record
AUGAGAGCUAUCCUCCCAGGCCGUCCCCAGUCCAAGAGACAAGCCAUUAGCACGGCGCAUUGGGACGGCCUACGUAUUGUCGCCUACAUCUCCGGCAAUGCAGCCAUCAUCCUCAAUGGCCCCCAGACCAUUCUCCAGACCAUUUACGUCGAUACCGUCGAUAGCCUCACCGCGAUAACCCUUGAUGAGAUCACCGGGCGCCUUGCUCUCUGUGAUUCAGACAAUGUCUAUAUUUAUCGGCCGAUAGGAAGGGAAGAAGGCGUUCUCAGUUGGGUUCAAUUUCAAGAGCUGAGGAACCCCAACACAGUCAAAAUUACUUCAUUGUCAUGGGGCUCUACCGAAGAGCUACUUCUGGGUGGCUCAAGGCUGGUGCUUUGGUAUAUUCCAGAUUCCGGCACACCCAUCAUUACAUGGGACCAGCAAUUGGCUUAUCCGACUGCCAUGGCUUAUCUCUCCCCGGACAGCGGUCUUAUUGCAUCGGUGGGUCAGCAUGAUAGACUGGUCAAAAUCUGGAGGCGACUAUCCUAUGAGACCGAUGGUACCAGGUUCGACGUCAGCUAUCUGCCUCACCCAUCCACCGUAACGAACCUGCACUGGCGAAAACCCUGGCAUGAAGAACAGAGCCUCGACAAUCUACUUUACACUUUCUGCGCCGACAACAAUAUUCGCGCAUACACCACAUUCGAUCCCCACGCUCUGACUGUCCUUCAAGAGGUGGGGACCAUCAAUAUGAAUGACUCAAUACAACCGAGGAGGCUGAGUGUCGGCUCGAUGAGUAGACGGCGCUUUGCUUUCAUCAUCGAUAGUCGAGACUUUGCGAGAGCAACAGAAAAGGCGGUCCAGGGAUCGAAUGCCAAAGUGGCAGACCAUGCACUCGAACAUCUGAUUGAAAUUGCCAAUCGGACUCCAGAGAUCUGUAUAGUCCUCGACGGGCUCGGUCACAUGUCAGUCUGGGGUUUGGAGAAUGCCGGUUAUAAGAAUAGGAUCCCCCCUGCCGUCUUUCACAUAUCUCAUGUUGAUGGCAUGGACAUCAGAGUGCCGCAACUCAGAGAUCCAGAAGAUGACUACGUCCAGUUUUGUAUAUUCGCAGGAGGUUCGAAACCUUCGUCUUUGUCCGUCCUGCUGCAUGCUUAUGCUGGUGACAUUGAUUGGUAUGACAGUCAAAUCACUCAUCUGUUCGACACCGCCAUCCGCAAGAGUCGCACUCAUUUGAUAUCCUCACUCGCCGGUCAUAGUGCUCCUAUACAACGCAUUGUAAGGAAUGUUCGUGGUACUGUGGUGCUUUCAGCAACCCAUGAAGGCCAUGUCAGCUUGUGGCAGCAUAGGAAUACUUAUUCCUCGGCUCCAUUGCUUCGGAGAAGUACAUUUGCAGCCAAUGUUGACAUCAUAGACGCCGUGAUUCUGUCACGAGGUCGAUAUGCAGUCAUCUUGCAUUCACGUGGUCUGGAGCUAUGGGAUGUCCGAGAAGCCAAGGCAGAGCGUCUCGGAAAGCUUGAGCUAAUCGGCCAAAUUCCCGAGCGCAUCACUCAAAGUCGUGUUGGUAGUGAGAGGGCUCUUACCAGUCGAGUAAUACUUGGCUACUAUCGAGAUCGCACGACAGAGGCAUGGGAAUUUCUCCUUCCUGCCAAAAAUGAUAGCCGUCCAAGUACAGGUAACCGGUUCCCGGAGAUGAUUCGCUCUCUAGGAGGUGCCAAACUCCAUGUGCACAACCAGCAUAAUUCACUUUUGUCUGUAUGUGACAAUAUGAACUCUAAUGAUCAUCCAGCAGCUCCUCAACAAACUAGUGGACUAGGCUUCACUGCUGCGUUGGCAAAAGAUGGUAUUGUCGAAAUGGUCAAAUCCUUCGAAGAGCCAGACUCAACCAAACCACGACUUGCAGCAGGAGCCCUGCUCGAAACGAGCAUCCAAAGACCAAGAGCUAUGAGUGCCAGUGGUUACGGUAAAGUGGUGCUCGUGAAUGAGGACAGCAGUAGCCUAAGUAUCUGGGAUGCAAAGACUGGUGUUUGGGAAUAUGAACACGAAUUGGACGGGACCGAUACAAUCAAAACCUUUGCAUGGGCUGUCUCACCACAAGGCUAUCCACUGGUCGCCAUUUGCUUCGACUAUCAUAUUGUCGUCCUAGGUCAGGUAAGGUAUGCCUACCCUGAUCUCGAGCCUGGGUGGGUAGAUCUUCGUCAUGUCCGCAUCAGAGACUUUACAACCCAAUCAAUAGCAGACUUGUGCUGGCUCAAGAGUGGUGAUCUUGUCGUGGGAUCAGGUGUUCAAUUCUUCAUCUUCAAAGGCUACGCCAGUACUCAUCACAAUAGAGAUGCCCGGCCACUUCGAGAAAUACAAUCCGCACUCACAAAUGACUCAACGUCCUCCGUCAUGUCAUUGCUCAACUCUCUCCUACCAAUAUUUCACCCGGUAUACCUAUCCUCCCUUACAUUGCUCGGUAAAUUUGAACGGACCAAAGAAAUAAUUCGCCGACUGCACAGCGAGCUAAAGUUUUUUAGUGAAGGAGAUGACCUUCCUAGCUUUCUUGGAUUCGAGAUUCGGGCACUAGGGUCUGCUGGCGAGGCUGAACUAUCGAAAGCUGGUCUCCACAAUGGGAUCAAUGGAACAAUCAACGACAAUGACCACACAGGAGCAAUUGCAGAUAUCUCUGAUAAUUUGAUUGACAACUUGGAGAGAAAUGAUGUCUAUCAACUGGGAAAUGCCGAUAAAGAAAAACUUAUCCGAGACAUUCAGGUUUACGUGGAUCUCGAGAAGCACGAGCGGUCUAUUGACGCCAAUGGUUUGCGUUACCUUCAGGCUCUUUAUACAUCAGGUAGCAACCCAGUCUCCUGGAGGGCUAUCGCUUUUGCCUCACUCAGCACAUCGCAGGAGAUCCUGGUCGAUCUCGUUACCCGUUUCCAUGGAAGUAAGCUGACCUGGGAAGCUGCUCGAAAGUCAGGAAUGUUCUGCUGGUUGUCCGACGUUGAGUCUCUGCGCCUCCAGAUGGAAAACAUUGGCCGCACCGAAUACACCCGCAACGAAGAUCGUAACCCCGUGGACUGUUCCUUAUAUUACCUGGCACUGGGUAAGAAGAAUGUUCUGCAAGGACUUUGGCGCAUGGCGAUUGGUGUACGCGAAAAGGAGAACACCCUGAAACUGCUCUUGAACAAUUUCAAUGAACCUCGAUGGAAAUCGAGUGCCCUGAAGAAUGCCUAUGCACUGCUUAGCAAGCGUCGUUUCCAUUACGCAGCUGCGUUUUUCUUACUUGCCGGGAAUCUUUGGGAUGCCGUCAAUAUCUGUGUACAUCAACUGAGAGAUCUUCAGUUGGCUAUCGCUCUUGCCCGCGUCUUUACCAAUGACAACGAUCCACAACAGAACUCUGCCUUGUCCGCAGCAGUUCUGUCACGACUGGUGAAUGAGACUGUUCUGCCACUUGCACUCGAAAGCAUUCAAGGUCGUUGGAUGGCCAGCUGGGCAUACAGCACGCUUGGUCAUACUUCUCUUGCAGCACAAUCGCUUGUGCAUCCUUUGCACAACGUGAUUGGCAAGCCACUGUGUGAAAUCGUCGACGACGCCGACUCCGACAAUGGCACUAGCAGUUCUCAGAUGGUCGGUAGCCUCAGCUAUGCUGCUAACGACCCACUUAUGGCCACCCUGUACACACAGUUACGUGCACAGCUAGUCAAACAGAACCAAUGGCGCGGCAAUCUCGCCGGCAUCGGUUCAAAGGACGAAUGGGCUUUCGUCAUGCGGUGUGUUCGUCUCUAUCGACGCAUGGGCUGCGACGCCCUCGCUCUUCUCCUCGUUCAAACCUGGGAAUUCAUACCUCUGGGCCCAACGAAACAAAUCAACAGCCAAACAACCACCGACGAACCCACGCAGUCGCCACAGACAAUGGGUAUUCAACGCCGAAAGACAUUCAUCGACCUCGAAAGAGAAGCCGACGAGGAAGAGGCAGCAGAAGAGGAGAAGUCCAGACCCAGCGGUGGCAUAUUCGCAAUGCUAGACAAGGAGGAUGCGAAGAACAAGAAACCGACCAAACCGCCACCUACGCAAUUCGAGGAACCUAGUGCAAAUAGCUUGCUUGAUAGUUUUGGUUUCUAG